UUGUAAGUCUGUGUUAAAUAAAAAAAUAUAAAGAUGUUAGUCGUGCUAUUUGGUGUUACAGCUGUAUUAUUGUGGUACUGGUGGAAGCGUCAUCCUCGUUCACCUCCGUCGUUUCCCGGUGAACUGCCGAUCAUUGGACAUGUCUUUGCAAUGUUAGGAUAUCGAAAUGAUAUAUGGACCUUCAUCAAACGAGUUUGUGAUUACUCUUUGGAAAACGGUGGAUUAAUUCGUCUUAACGUCGGUUCUCAUAUUAUAUAUGUUGUAAGUGAUCCAAACGACACAGGUGUCGUAGCUAGCAUGUGUUUGGAGAAAGGAUUUUUUUAUGAAAUUGGAAGGGAUUUUGUACAAAAAGGAUUAUUAACGUCAGAUGCGACUACAUGGAAAACACAUCGUAAGCUAUUACAUCCAGCCUUCAAUCAGCAAGUUUUAAACACAUUUAUAAACGAAAUGAACGUACAAGCUCGAAAUCUCGUCUCACAAUUAACUGCAGUGGCUCAAAGUGGAUCAGUUGAUAUUCACCAAUUUGUGAUUAAAUAUGUCUUAAGGAUCGUCUGUCGAACAUCAUUAGGACUAGAAGCUAAAGAUCAAAAUAUUAUCGACAACAAUUAUGCAAAUGCUAUCCAAGAAAUUUUGAAAAUAUUCUGCUAUCGUGGCAUUCAUCCUUGGUUAUAUCCACCGUUUAUAUAUAAAAGAACUGCUUGGAAAAAGAAAGAAGACGACUUAAUAAGAGAUCUUAAGAACAUGAUAAAUACUGUUAUCCAAAAACGGAGGUUUGAUUUAAAGGCUAACAACUUUGUUACAAAUAAUGGCGUUGAUUCAAUAACGGGUAGAUUUAAACCAGUCCUAGAUCUUCUACUGCAUUUAGCUGAUGGAGAACACGCCUUUACUGAUGAUGAGAUCAAAGAACAUCUGGAUACUAUUGUAAUAGCCUCUUACGAUACAACAUCAACGGUACUACAAACUAUAUUGUUAGUGCUUGGAACAUAUCCUGAAGUACAGGAACGAGUUUAUAACGAGGUCCAAGAAGUAUUUCAAAAUAGUGAAGAUUUAUCUAUGCUUGAUUUAUCAAAACUCGUUUACUUGGAAGCGGUAAUAAAGGAGGUAUUGAGGGUAUACAGUACAGUUCCUAUAGUUUCAAGAAAACUGGACACCGAUAUUGUACUGCCAAAUUACACCUUACGAGCUGGAAGUACAUGUAUCCUGUCGAUAUAUGGCCUUCACCAUCACUCCUCGUGGGGACCAGAUGUGAAGGAGUUCAAACCGGAGAGGUGGCUGAAUCCUGAUACUUUACCUACUAACCCCAACGUAUACGUUCCGUUCAGUAUUGGCAAGAGAAACUGCAUUGGGAAACAAUACGCUAUGAUGAGUCUAAAGACGUCGCUUGCACAUAUCGUGAGGAAGCUCCACGUUUCUGGUGACAUUAGUAAUAUGAAGUGGAAAUACGAACUAGUGUUGAAACCAGCAAAACCAGCUCUUAUCGAGUUUACUAUAAGAUCUUAAUUUAUGUACAUAUUAAAAUUGUUUACAUU
This is a messenger RNA of Spodoptera litura, 1529 nucleotides long. RefSeq names its product cytochrome P450 4C1-like. NCBI's taxonomy places the organism in Eukaryota, Metazoa, Arthropoda, Insecta, Lepidoptera, Noctuidae. The record is from RefSeq and is a predicted model, not a curated record. Gene Ontology annotation, molecular function: iron ion binding; monooxygenase activity; heme binding.